Messenger RNA from Drosophila arizonae, 1530 nucleotides. It is a transcript of the gene pdm2, whose product is annotated as POU domain protein 2. Gene Ontology annotation, biological process: regulation of transcription by RNA polymerase II. NCBI's taxonomy places the organism in Eukaryota, Metazoa, Arthropoda, Insecta, Diptera, Drosophilidae. Gene Ontology annotation, molecular function: DNA-binding transcription factor activity, RNA polymerase II-specific; RNA polymerase II cis-regulatory region sequence-specific DNA binding. The record is from RefSeq and is a predicted model, not a curated record.
AUGUUGUUGCUGGAGACAGCAGCAGCAGCAAAGACAACGUCGGCAGUAACUGCAACAGCAACGGCAACACACACGCCAAUCAUUGCUGCACUUGCAACAACUCCAUUGCCGGCAACGGCCACAGCAACAACAACAGGUGUUAAUGUUCAAAUUACUGCCAAAGGCGUUGCUCGCUACGAGUCUUCAGUCAAUGAUCAACUGCCAGCAGCCGCAAAUGUGGCCGCAUCUGUUAAUUAUGCCGCAUACGUAGCCCAUUUGAAUGGCCUAAAACACAACAGCAGCAACAUCAGCAACAGCAACAACAACAACAACAACAACGUCAGCCAAAGCCCACCUCCUUAUGAGAGCAGCCUGCUCCCACGCCAGCCUCACAUUCAAGUCAAGCAGGAAUUCAUGGAACCAGCGGAGCACAUGGAGCAUCCCACCGGAAUGAAUCACAUAAAUGCCAACAACAACAGCAACAACAACAGCAACGGCAGCAAUAAGCAAACAGCCAUGGCAAGCUGUCGCACGAAAACAAUGCCGAGUCCCUGGUAUAUGCGGCCCAUUGGAUAUCAUAAUUAUGACAACAGCAACAACAAUAAGGAUGCUGAAUUGUUGAACUAUGUGGCAGCUAGCAGUCAGGCGGCGUUGCCACCCUUUGGCGUCGGGCUCGGACUGGGUGUAGGCGUGGGCGUGGGCCUGGAGCCGCAGACAUGUCUGCCAUAUUUUGGCUACGAAACAGCAGCCGUCACGGCGAAGGCGCACAAAUUGCUGCCAGAGUUUUUGAUACCAUUGCAUGAAAUUAUGUUUCAACAUCAUUAUCAACAACAACAACAGCAGCAGCAGCAGCAACGACAGCCACUGGCUACAACAGCAACAGGAAGCACAAUAAAUAGUCUGCCCGGACUAACGUAUGCUAAGACAGAGACAUUAGCCAGCGCUAGUUGCUAUGCAACAAAGUCAUUAACCCCACAGCAACAACAGCAACAGCAACAACAGCAACCUCCACGUCACAAUGGCGAGCAGCAAUUCGUGCGGCAUUUUCACGAACGGGAUCGCCUCAUACGCGAGCAUCAACUGCAGCGACUGAGAGAUGUUGCCGAGCCAAGCAACAAGGACGAGCCACAGGAGCAGGAGCAGGAGCAGGAGCAGCAACAGCAGCAGCAGCAGGUGGAGUCGAAUGGCCAUAAAAAUCAUUGGCAUGGUGUCGUCUAUGAUGGCAAUGGCAAUGCCAUGACAGCAACUCCCAAGCACAACAGCAACAAUAGCAAUAACAACAACAAUAGCAGCCCACCAACAACCUUCGCCUUGGCUGCUGCUGCCGCCACUCCGAACAAGGAGUCGCACAUUUACGAGCAGCCGAAUGGUCAACUUUGUUGCGCUGGAAACCCCGACAGCCCCACCACAGCAACACCCGCAGCAGCCGCACCUCCAGUAACAACAAUAGCAGCAACAGCAACAACAGCAAUUACAACAGCAGCAACAGCAGCAGCAGCUACGAACAAAGUAUUGAGGCAUGACGAAGAGGAAGAAGAAGAUGAAGACUAA